Messenger RNA from Diachasmimorpha longicaudata, 1470 nucleotides. RefSeq lists its product as uncharacterized. The coding region runs from base 1 to 1470 and encodes 489 amino acids. Gene Ontology annotation, biological process: deoxyribonucleotide biosynthetic process. Gene Ontology annotation, molecular function: ribonucleoside-diphosphate reductase activity, thioredoxin disulfide as acceptor. Lineage: Eukaryota; Metazoa; Arthropoda; Insecta; Hymenoptera; Braconidae. Gene Ontology annotation, cellular component: cytosol. The transcript has 4 exons. The record is from RefSeq and is a predicted model, not a curated record.
AUGAGCCCCUACAUUGCAUAUUACGCAAACCAAGCUGGUGGAGGAACAGUGGAUAGAUAUACUAAUUUUGGAAGGGUAUUCGUUGGAAGUCCUUAUCAUCGAGGCCAUGGAAUUGGUGCUUUCCUUGGAGGUGUUUUUCGGCGGAUUCUACCCUAUCUGGGAAGCGGAGCCCGAGCUGUCGGUAAAGAAGCUCUCAAUGCGGGUAUUAACGUUGUUGGGUAUGUGGUGACAAAUGGCAAGCCUUUAAAGCUCACUGGCCGUGGAUCUGCCAAGACAUCCAAAACUCGGAAGAAUAAAAAGAAGAGACCCGCUGCAUACAAAAAAAGCAAGAAAUCGGAGUUGGACCUAUUUACCAUAUCACCUACCCAAACAAGUAUUGAAAAUUCUCAAUUUGUUUAUUACAAUCCUGUGUCUACGCUGUCCGACGAUGCCCCAAUUGAAUUCAUCGUACCAGGCCAUGGAGAAGAAUAUAUUGAUUUGGCACACACCAUGAUCAAAGUUCGCGCCAGAAUCCUGAAACCCGAGGGCACUGCUGCUCUAGACGACUCUGUUGGUCCUGUGAAUAAUUUUUUACAUUCAAUGUUUAACCAGGUGGAUGUAUAUUUCAAUCAAAAGGUUGUUACGCCUCCAAAUAAUCUGUACGCCUAUAGAGCAUACAUUGAAACAUUACUGAACUAUGGAACAGAUGCAAAGUCCUCACAUCUUGGAAUGUCACUUUGGGCUACGGAUAGCUAUGGUGCAAUGGAUUCUACUGCUGUAGCGGCAGGCGAUGCGAGAACCAACAAUGGGCUAGCGGCACGUCAGGCAUUUACUAAAGGUGGAAAAACAUUUGAUCUACUGGGACAUUUACAUUGUGACGUGUUCAAUCAAGAUAAGUUUUUGAUGAAUGACGUAGAGUUACGCGUUCGUCUUAUCCGUGCAAAGGAUGCCUAUUGUCUUAUAGACGAUAGUGCCCUGAGAUAUAAGGUGCAUAUAGAGGAAGCCUCCUUGAUAGUUCGCCGUGUGAAACUCAGCCCUGGAAUUUUGAUAGCUCACGCUAAAAUGCUUGCAAAGACAACUGCGAAAUAUCCCUUGACACGGGUGGAGGUCAAAUCCUUUGUUCUCCAUAGGGGGAUUAUGGGAGAGACAAUAGACAAUGCCAUUUUGGGGAAAGUGCCUAAAAGAAUCAUACUGGGAUUUGUUGAAAAUGCCAGUUUCAACGGAUCGAGGAAGAAGAAUCCCUUCAACUUUCAAAAUUUUGGGAUAAACUUUUUAUGCCUGAAUGUCGAUGGACGUCAAGUACCUACAAAACCUCUGCAACCGAGUUUCAUCUCUGCCGUCUGCCUAGAUGUGGAGGCAUUCAACACCCUAUUUUCUGUUCGCUUCCAUGGAGCAACAGAGAAGAAUAUAAAUUGCGUGUUCUACGCCGAAUAUGACAAUUUGCUAGAAAUUAAUUCCACAAGGCAGGUUAUUGUCGACUACAGCGGGUGA